Colossoma macropomum (tambaqui) is the source of this 3619-nucleotide messenger RNA. It is a transcript of the gene zdhhc13, whose product is annotated as zinc finger DHHC-type palmitoyltransferase 13. NCBI's taxonomy places the organism in Eukaryota, Metazoa, Chordata, Actinopteri, Characiformes, Serrasalmidae. The transcript is spliced from 17 exons. Gene Ontology annotation, biological process: protein palmitoylation. The coding region runs from base 130 to 2106 and encodes 658 amino acids. Gene Ontology annotation, molecular function: protein binding; palmitoyltransferase activity. The record is from RefSeq and is a predicted model, not a curated record. Gene Ontology annotation, cellular component: Golgi membrane.
UCAGAGCGGAGCGUGUGCUUCCGUCUCCAGGAAGUGGUGAAAGUACGGCAGCGAGUUUUGGGAUUAAAUUCGUACUAAUUAUUAAAUGAAUGAUAAAUUUGGUUAAACGGAUAUAAAUUUGCAGGACUGAUGGAGUGGGAGCAGGACGAGGCGUGUCACUCUCAUGGACACGGGCACAUGAAUGACGGCUGCCAUGGACACGGUGGGCACUCCCACAGCCACGGGCCGGGGGGCAUGGCGCACGGGUUCAUGCCCGGUUUCCACGGGCAGUUCGUCCAAAGGAGUGACAGCAUGCUGGACUCCACACAGCAGCCCAAAAAAUACUUGCACAUCGACGACAGCAGCAGCUGGGACAUUGUCAAGGCCACGCAGUUUGGAGCGCUGGAGCGGUGUAAAGAGCUGGUGGAAGCUGGUUAUGAUGUCCGGCAGCCGGAUAAAGAGAACGUUACUCUUCUGCACUGGGCCGCGAUUAAUAACAGAGCAGAUCUCGUCAAGUAUUACAUUGCCAAAGGUGCGGUGGUUGACCAGCUGGGCGGAGACCUGAACUCCACCCCAGUCCAAUGGGCUAUAAGACAGGGUCACCUGCAGAUGGUGAUCCAGCUGAUGCGUUAUGGUGCUGACCCCUCAUUGGCUGAUGGGGAGGGUUACCGUGGUCUGCACCUCGCUGUGCUCUUCCAGCACAUGCCUAUAGCAGCGUACCUGAUGGCCAAGGGACAGGAAGUGGAUGUCCCAGACUCAAACGGACAGACGUCGUUGAUGCUGGCUGCACAGAAGAUCAUUGGGCCGGAGCCGACCAACUUCCUGUUGAAGUGUAACGCAUCAGUAAACGCGGUGGAUAAAGUGAACAGGAACUCUCCACUGCACUGUGCCGUGCUGGCGGGAAACGUGGACGCAGUGCACAUCCUGCUGGAGGCCGGAGCCAGCGUGGAUCUGCAGAACGCUAAUGGUCACACACCUAUAGACCUUGCCCACCAGGUGCAUAGCCCCCUCCUGAUCCACAUGCUGAACGUGGUGCAGAAAGAGCGCAUCAAAUCUAACUCCCCUUGUCUGAGAGUGCUCAACAAAUACCGGGUGUGUGUGCAGUGUGUGUUCAGCGUGUGUGUGCUGUGGGCAGUGGGAGCUGUGUUAGAUAUGAACUCUGAGUCGUGGCUGCUGAAGGGUGUGCUGCUGGCAUGUAUCCUCGCCGUCAUCAACCUCACCUGCAGGCGGUUGGCAACCGCAGCAGUUCAGGCCCUGAUUCCCUCCACAGCUCUCAUCGCCUCUAUAUUCUGGAUGCUGGUCACUUGGUGUUUCUGGUUUCUGCCUGAUGGUCCCAGUGCUUCAGUGCAGGUUUUGUUCACCCUCACUGUGACGUCUCUGCUGUAUUAUUUCUUCCGAACAUGCCGGACAGACCCCGGGGUCAUCAGGGCGACGGAGGAGGAGAAGAAGAAGAACAUUGUGGUUUUGGCUGAAGCAGGUUGUCUGGACCCCAGAAUUUUCUGCACGUCAUGUAUGAUGAGGAAGCCGAUGAGAGCUCAUCACUGUUUCAUCUGUAACGCCUGCAUCGCCAAACAGGACCACCACUCCAUCUGGAUCAACGGCUGCAUCGGUGCGAGGAACCAUCAGUUUUUUGUCCUCUUCCUCAUAACUCUGAAUCUGCUGGGAGUCUGGAUGUUUUACGGCAGUAUUAAGUACUGGUCGAAUCACUGCAUGGCCAAGUCUUCAGAGCAGAAUCUGUGGGGUUUUGUGACGGGGCUGGUUGGAUGUUCUCCCUGGGUGCUCUACAUUUUCUGCAUGACGUUCUUCCAUGUGACCUGGGCCUCCAUCCUACUCACUCACCAGCUUUACCAGAUUGCAUUUCUCGGUCUAACAACUGCUGAGAGGUCGAGUCUGAUGCUCAGUCAGAGGAAGCUCCCUCACUCCUUCUCUCUCAGACAGAACCCCUUCAAAAUUCUCUCUCUCUAUCUCUCUCGCUCUGGAAGCCGUGGAGUGCUGAAGAACCUGGUGAACUUCUUCCAGCUGCGUUGCUGUGGUUUGUGUAAGCCGCUGGUGCUGGACUGGACGCAGGAGUUUCCGAUGGGCCUCAACAGAGACCACCCGAUGUUCAACAGCAUGGACCCCGUCUGACCCAACAGAGGCCCCCGACCUCUUACCAACUUCACAUUUGUCAGCCUUUCGGCAUAAAAGACUGGACUCAGAUUUGGGUGGUUUGGUACGUUUAGCAUCUUCGUCUGUAUUUAACAGGAAGUAUGCAGCCUGAAUACGGUCGAGCUCAUGAAGGUCCUGUUUGCCUUAUAAACUCUCUAUAAAGGCUCUAUAUGAAGAUGAUUGUUACUACAGACAUAGAUGUAUAGAAAUAUAUAUAUAUAUAUAUAUAUAUAUAUAUAUAUAUAUAUAUAUAUAUUGGUAUAUUUUGAUCUGAAAUAUUUUGUAAGCAUUGAAACAGUCAGCUGUUUCAUGUAUAUAAACUCCACAAGUGCUUUUAUUAUAUCGAGCCUUUGCUUUUUUUAUAUGGAAAUAGACCACUGUCUGCAGACUGGAGCAAAGUCUGCUUUUUUCACAGCUUGAUGUCAGGAGGAUGUAGAUUUUUGCACAAUUCAAAAUUAAAAUGAUUAAGAUCAGAGUUCUCUAUAAAUUGCCAAGUAUUUUCUUUUUUUCAUUUCCCUCCAACAUUUUUACAGCUUUGCCUCUGUCUGGCAAUAUAAGGAUUAAUGAUUCAUUUGAAAUCAAAUUGGCAAGUUUUUCCCUCCAAAAUUCACAACCCAUACUUUUUUACCGACCAUCAGAGAUAACGGCUGCAUGGAAAAUUUUGGCACAUCACAAUUUUCUUAUAAUUUGUUCAUGGUAAAAUUGUGUUUAGUCACUGCUAUCAUUAUUUUUUUCUUUCCCCUUCUAAAGGUUUCACCUUAACACUCCAACGAAGAGGCCAAGGUGCUUAUAAUCAUGUUAAUAAUAUUAUCAUAGAUUUGGUCUUACACGAUUUACGCAUAAUUUGUUGAUGAUAAAAAGGAUUUGUCCACUAUGAUCAUUAUAUGUUCAGCUGAACUGUUGACCUCGGCUCUAAACAUUCCUACUGUUACAGUAAUGAUGUUUUACUGUGACAGUAAUAAUUUACUGUGUAAAAGAUUAAUACUGGCACAAAGAAACAUUACCAUCACAGUAAACCAUCAUUGCGGUCACUGUAAAUCUUUACAAUGAUGGUAAUGACGUUUUACAGCGAUGGUAAUGAUUUACUAUGACAGUAAUGACAUUUUACAGCGAUGGUAAUGAUUUACUCUGACAGUAAUGAUAUUGGUCUUUGACUAUCAGCUCCAGUCUCAGUGCAGCUCUGUAGGCCUGGAGUUUAUUACAUAUCGCAGAAUUUCUAAGCCAGAUACUCAAGCCUGUCCUAUAGGAGAAGAGUAGAGUUCAGGUGCAUUUCUUUUGGACAGUCCUCAAUUUGGGUGUAAGUCAUCUUGCAAAACUGAGAAAUCCUGCUUUGUGAAAUAUCUCCCAGAAUGCUCUGCUUUAUUUUCCUGUGAACUCAGUGACUUUGAAUGAGUUUCUUUCUCAGUAUAUGUUGUUUUUCCACAAACAGGGAAGAACUUUGUGCUGUACUCAGUUCUAUUCUUGGAAUAAAAGCAGCUGUUUUUGUAACUCA